CCAUGACCCAGAAUCUGGUUGUCAACACCACCUGGGAGGGCUUACGGGAAAACCCUUUGACCCACCAGAACAUCACCUAUGUUGAUUUCUACCUCCACAAGCCCUCCGUGGCUGCAGUCUUCACCGUCUCCUACCUGCUCAUCUUCCUGGUGUGCAUGGUGGGCAACGGGGUGGUGUGUUUCAUCGUGCUGCGCAGCAAGAACAUGCGCACGGUCACCAACCUGUUUAUUCUCAACCUCGCCAUCAGUGACCUGCUGGUUGGCAUCUUUUGCAUGCCAACCACGCUGGUGGACAACAUCAUAACAGGAUGGCCAUUUGGCAGCGUAGUGUGCAAGCUAAGCGGUAUGGUCCAAGGGAUAUCCGUGUCAGCAUCUGUGUUCACUCUAGUGGCAAUAGCUGUUGACAGGUUCCGCUGCAUUGUCUACCCUUUCAAGCAGAAGCUGACCAUCGCCACCUCAAAGCUGAUUAUCAUCAUCAUAUGGGUCCUCGCUGUGUCCAUCAUGUGUCCCUCUGGGGUCAUGCUCCAGGUCACAAAGGAGCAUAGGGUGCGAAUAGUCCUCGGCAGCAACAACGACACCCACCCCUUCUACUGGUGCCGGGAAAACUGGCCCAAUCAGGAGAUGCGGAAAAUCUACACCACUGUCCUCUUCGCUAACAUCUACCUUGCUCCUCUCAGCCUUAUCGUCGUCAUGUACGCCCGCAUCGGCAUCACCCUCUCCAAGACCGCUAUUCCUCAGAUGAGGGGCAAUGGAAGCGUGUCUGAGGAGGGCGGUGGCAACAGCAAAUCCAGCAUGGAGGGUCGUCACACCAUUUCCAAGAGGAAGAAUCGGGUGAUAAUGAUGCUGCUGGUUGUGGCUCUGCUCUUCAUCUUAUCCUGGCUUCCUCUGUGGACGCUGAUGAUGCUGAGCGACUACGCCAGCCUGACGGAGCACCAGUAUCGGGUCAUUAACAUCUACGUGUAUCCCUUAGCUCACUGGCUGGCCUUCUUCAACAGCAGCGUCAACCCCAUCAUCUAUGGGUUCUUCAACGAGAACUUUCGCAGGGGCUUUCAGGCUGCUUUCAAAUUCCAGCUGUGCUCCGAGGGCAUCGGGCGCCAGAAGACCUACUCUAAUCGGAUCCGAGGGAACGCUGUGCUCCCGGUCCAUCCUGCUGUCCUCAGUAGAUCGGGCUCGGCAGUCAGAUCAGUGUUAGUGGGGAAUGGGAAGUGCUCGUGCCAGGAAGGAGGAAGUCAUAUCAAAGAACAGGACCUGAUCAUGGAGGACCUGGAGAAGGUAUCCCAGAUUUAGACAGACUGAGACUGUGGACACUUUUAAAAGAUCUGAGGCUUAUGGAGAAUCAUGUAUUGCAUUUCAAGGACAAUGAAAAACAGGCCUCAGACAUACAUAAUUAAACUACAUCUGUUCCAAGUGAAUGUACUUGCAAGCUCUGCAACAUUUUAUCCAUUGUGAAUGUUUAGUAUGGCAUGUAUAGCAACGCAAAGAAAGUUUAAAGGCCCCGAAAUCUUGGUUUUAAAAGGGGACUUUUUCAGUGCUUGUACUUAUACAUUUGUGUAUCUGGAGUGCCUACCAACCCACAAACUGUGAAAUAAGACGACCCAGUCAGUUCUGGAUCAGAAAACGUGAUUCAACAAGCCAAUCAGAUUUGGCUCCCCUUCCUAUGUCACCUGCAGGCUCAUUAGAAUAUACCGCCCACAUCUUGAGAACUACUUUUGCAUAUUUUCCCGUAAGCGAAUCAGAGCAGACUGGGCUGUUUUGGGAGGGGUUCUUAAAGAGACAGGCGCUAAAAUGGAGUGUUUCAGACAGAGGGUGAAUACAGGUAUAUUCAGACAGACGGUAUGAGAAAAAUAAUGUGUUUUUUUAACAUUAAAGCAUGUAAACAUGUUCUAGUAGAAACCCAAAAUACAACCUCAAAAUGAGCGUGAAAUGUCCACUUUAAAUAUUCACGACUAAAUAAUCAACAAGCAAAGUUAAAGUUGGGGAAAAAUCCCCAUUGUAAUCCUUAAGAUGUCAGUAUUUCAUUUGGCGACACAUACCCGGUUACUGUGGCAACAGCAAGUAUAAUUUGCCAGCUACUUUGUCUGAAAUACAUCAGGAGAGCAACUGGUGUAUCUGUUUACAGUGCAGUUGUCGCAAGGAACAAUUACAAACGUAAUCUGUGUCCAGGCUGCACAUGGUACAAACAAAAACAGGCAACAGUUGGAGGUGUGCAGCCUGUCGCUUUGUUGGAUGAUCAUGGUGACGAAUACAUUUCUAUUCCUGUGACUGCUUCACAAUAAAAGCCACCCCGUCUUUAACCAGUUGAAUGCUUUUAAUGUGAAGCAGCAGCAGUAGGUGGCAUGAGAUUUUCGUGUUGAUUGUGUUAUUUUUGUUGUUCUUAAGCCUAUCCAACUGGGUCAACUUCUAUUACAAAUUCUCUCUGAAGGUGAUGUAAUACCAAUACCCCAGAAAGUUUUUAAUGUUUCAGGAAGAAUGAAGGCCUAUAGGCAUCUUUGACAAAUGAAGAUACCGUGAUAAGAAUAGCACACCUCUCAAGGGUGAGGUGCGAAGGCAGCGUG
Molecule: messenger RNA, 2554 nt
Organism: Sebastes umbrosus (honeycomb rockfish)
Lineage: Eukaryota; Metazoa; Chordata; Actinopteri; Perciformes; Sebastidae
Product: neuropeptide FF receptor 2-like
Exons: 3
Coding region: 3-1286 (427 amino acids)
Biological process (GO): regulation of cAMP-dependent protein kinase activity; G protein-coupled receptor signaling pathway; regulation of MAPK cascade
Cellular component (GO): membrane
Molecular function (GO): neuropeptide receptor activity; peptide binding; opioid receptor binding
Source: RefSeq, a predicted model, not a curated record